Messenger RNA from Hibiscus syriacus, 940 nucleotides. Its product is annotated as annexin D5-like. The transcript is spliced from 5 exons. Gene Ontology annotation, molecular function: calcium-dependent phospholipid binding; calcium ion binding. Lineage: Eukaryota; Viridiplantae; Streptophyta; Magnoliopsida; Malvales; Malvaceae. The record is from RefSeq and is a predicted model, not a curated record. Bases 8 to 940 code for a protein of 310 amino acids. Gene Ontology annotation, cellular component: cytoplasm.
ACGAGAAAUGUCGACUGUGACAGUACCUGCCGCGAAACCUUCCCACCGUGACGAUGCCAAGCAAAUUUUCGAUGCCUUCAAAGGACUAGGAUGUGAUUCCGGAGCAAUCGUCGAAAUUCUAGCUCACAGAGAUGCCGAACAACGAUCCCUCAUCGAACAAGAAUACGAAUCCGCAUACGGCGAAGAACUUCGGAAACGCUUAUCAUCGGAGCUUGGCGGCCAUCUCAAGAAAGCAGUAUUGCUGUGGAUGCACGAACCAGGGGAACGAGAGUCUUUCCUUUUGAAGGAAACUUUGAAAGAUGAAAGAGCAGUGACUGAAAUCAUAUGUUCUCGAACUCCGUCGCAAAUCAGAAAACUUAAGCGAGCUUACCACACGAACGUCGGAAAUAAUCUCGAAGACGACGUUGAAGAAGUGUUAUCCGGUGACCAUAAAAAGUUAAUGGUUGCGCUUUUAACGACGUCGCGCUACGAAGGCCCCGAGUACGACGAAGUGGAGGUCGAGAAAGACGCGAAAGCGCUGCACUACGCAUUGGAGGACUCUAGUCUGACGGCCAAGACGUUCAUACAGGUUUUCAGUGAAAGAAGCAGGGCACACCUUUGUGCUGUUAGUGACGCCUACAAAACCAUGUACGAGAAAACAUUGGAGAAGGAAAUAAAAGACGAAACCCACAAGCACUUUGAAUAUGGCCUUAAAACAAUACUAAGAUGUGCUGAAAAUACACCAAGGUUCUACGCAAAGGCGUUGCGGAAGGCGAUGAAAGGUCUGGGAACAGAUGACCCUGCACUAAUAAGGAUUGUGGUAACGAGAGCUGAGGUCGACAUGAAGUACAUAAAGGAGGAGUAUCUUAAAAAAUAUGGCAAGACUCUAAAGAAUGCGAUUCAUUCGGAUACAUCGGGACAUUACAGAGGUUUUCUGCUGGCCCUUGUAGGAGAAAAAUAA